AUGGUGUCGUUGGCGCUGGUGCGCGCGGAGGACGCGCCGAAGCGAUGCAGGAUCGAGGCCGCGACGUUCAACCAGGACGAGUGGCCGGAGCGCAACGAGGGUCCGGGUUUCCUCGGCAUCGGCGCGGCCGCCGAGCGCCGGGAGGCGUCCACCUCGGGGCGAUCCAGGCCCCCCGAGAGGCUCAUCCUGGUCGACGGCGACGCCGACGCGGCGGUGGGAUCGGUGAUCAUCUCCGAAUCCGCGCACCCGCCCCGCGGCGCCCCGCGCGGGACCGUGAACUGCGUCCUCAACUCCCUCGUCGUGGCGCCGGAGAUGCGCGGCGGCGGGCGCGGUAAGGCGCUCGCCGUCCUCGCCACGCGGUGGGCGAUGGAGCACAUGAACGCGGGCGUGGUCACCGCGUGGUGUCUCAAGCCGCUGCUCGGGCUGUACGUGGACGCGUGCGGGUUCGAGUACGAGCCCCCCGCGCGGGUUGGGUUCGACGACGACGACGGCGGGGACGUGUGCUGCCGCGCCUGGGCCGACCGCUGGCGCGCCCCGCCGACGUGA
This is a messenger RNA of Micromonas commoda, 546 nucleotides long. RefSeq lists its product with no specific name. Gene Ontology annotation, molecular function: acyltransferase activity, transferring groups other than amino-acyl groups. The record is from RefSeq and is a predicted model, not a curated record. The coding region runs from base 1 to 546 and encodes 181 amino acids. NCBI's taxonomy places the organism in Eukaryota, Viridiplantae, Chlorophyta, Mamiellophyceae, Mamiellales, Mamiellaceae. The transcript has a single exon.